AUGAUAGUAGACCAUGAAUGGUCUACUGUUCUAUUUAAAUGUAAGAUAAAAUUGCAUAUUAUUUUGUGUUUAUUAUACUUAUUAAAUACAUCAAAUAGGUGAUGGAAGUGAUUAUCUUGGAAUAUCUUCUCAAAAUACAGCACAACAGAAACAACAGCAGCCAAAAGAUUCAGAGCAAACUAAGGUUCUUGAUGGCUUACAAAAACUACCUGAAGGUAAGGAAAAUAAUUGACAAAUAAAAAUAAUUUAAUUUAAUAAGAUUAAGUUUCUGUGUCAGCCAAAUCUCUAUGGUUUAUAAAGAAAUACAAAUGUUAACAUAGGUGGAUAGAUGUGGAUUUAAUAAUACUUUAGCAUUGUUCAAUUUCUCUUUGGCACAUAUACAGAAUAUAGGUGCUACAUUUAAAAAAAACAAUCUUACUUUACUUUGCAUUAGUUGAGGAAAUGUGAUACUACUGCAAUUCAAAUCACAAUAUUGAAUUUAUUUAUUAAACAUACUAAAAAAAAGUAUUCAUUUAAACAUAAUUAUAUUGUAGGUGAAGAAGCGGUUUCUUCAAAACCAAUAAUCCUGGAUCAAUUUCAAAUGGAACCAAGUAUUUAAAACUUUUUUUUUUUUGUUUUUGAAAAUUAAAAAAUUCAGAUUUCUUUAUUUAAGCAAUUGAUGUAAUUUUAAGUUGCUAACAAAUAAAUUGAUCAACAAAUAGACAUUUUAAAAGCCAGAUUAGUUAUUCCAGUUACAAUUCCAGGAAUUGUUGGUAAGUUAAGACGUCAAACUGAAAUUCAAACUGAAUUAGAAGUGAACUAUUUUACUCUGAACUUUGAGGAAUUAUUCAAAAAAACGGUUUAUCAUAUUGAUUGUAAAUUUACUCCAGAAAUUCCCAAGCGACUUCUUAGGUAACUUGAUAGGUGUUUAGUAUAACUUUUUAUUUUUAUUUAUUAAUUUCUUUUUGAUUAAAACAUAUUAUAAUAAAUCAUUUGAUCUAAUUAUUUGUACUUAUUUAUAGAACUGCAUUGAAAGAAUUUGUUGAUAAACAUUAUUGUGGCAUAUAUUAUGCAUUUGAUGGAAUAAGAAAUAUGUAUACUACUACAGAAUUGACAGGGGUAAUAAACAUAUUUAUUGUAUUAAUAUUACUAUUUUUUAUUCUACGAAUAUAAUCUUACUUUGAAUAAUCUUAAUUGAUAACUUAUUGUCAAUGUUUUGUACAAUAAAAAUAGGUAUUUACAUUAUCUUUAACUAUAUUAUUUCUAGUUUCAUUUAUGAAAUACAUUUGAUUUAUUCAUUCACCAAUUUUUAUUAACUAAUUAUUAUUUACAGAGAAGUGACAUGAUAACUGUUCUGAACAAUGAAACUGGUAAAUCUAUAAGCUUCACCAUAGUCACAUCAAUUCAUAAUCAAAUAAAUAUGGGUGUGAUUAAAGAAUAUCUUAAAAAUGGAUCAUCUUUUUGUCCUCCUUGUGAAGCUCCUCUAGCAUUGGAUAUUAUUUUGAAAACAUUUUCAUUAAGGUUAGUAAAUUCUAAAUAUUGUCAUUAUAUACUAUGUAGUAUACAAUCUGAAAAUAUGAAUUUUUGUUAAAUAGAAAUUUUAAAAUUAAAUUUUCUUAUUAUACAUAGUUUCCCACUAAGAUAUCCUCAUUAUGAUAUUUUCUGAAAUAAUUUCAAUUACUUAAUGAUUUUUAAACACUUUUUAAUUCAGAAAAAUAUACUGUAUAACUAAUUAGUUUUAUCUUAUCUAAUUCCUAAUCAUGCAGCUAUGUAAUCUCAUUUGUUUACUUCCUAAAGUGACUAUAAUUAGUAUUGCUGAAGUCUAAUUGGCUCAACACUAAUUUUAUAUGAACUAAAAAUUUUUUUUUUAAAAAUCAUGAAAUUAAUUACAAUAAUAAGAAGAAUAAAAUCUAUAAAACUAUAAAAGAACUUCGAUAAAAUCUACAAAUCUUUUGAAAAUAAUAAAAUAAUUGUUGUAUUUUUAAAUUUUCACUUAAACAUACAAAUUUAAUUAAUAUAUAACUAUUUAUAAUCCUUGUCCCUGUAAAUAAAAAAAAAAAACAAUUUGAUAGUCUUCAUCUUGGUAAUAUCUUUGUGGGACAUUGUAUACAACUGCUAGAUCAAUAGCACCACGCGAUCUUUGUAGCUUUAUCGCACAUCAUCAUAAUAUGUUGAUUAAAUCCUAAUCUAAAGUUGAGCUCGACGCCCAAAUAUAUCGUGUGGCCCUUGAGCUCUAGAAUCUCGUCGAAGAGCACAAAUUGCGGCCGACUAUGAAGCUUUUUUUAAACAUCAGCAUCAUCACAAUUGUCUUGUUGACAGAAAUCCUAAGGUUAUUCUAUCCAUUCAACAUACCAUGCCAAUCGAGAUGUUUAUCGCAUCCUCUAGCAAUUCAACCGUCUUCCGUAUACCAACGAGCGCCACGUCAUCUGCUACCAUCUCAGUACCUUGGGAAGCUGCAGUUAAAGAAGGCCGUCGUAAAAAACGUUACAAAAGAGAGGGUCAAGGACCUAUCCUAAUUGUGACGCUAAUGUUCCCAGCGUUCGUGCGGAGGGUCCUAUUCUGAAAAUAGCUCCUAAGUAGACGCAUUAAGUAUGGUGGUAUGUUUUUCCACACCAACGUUUUCCCAAUCUUAUGCCAGGGUGUUAAAUUGAACGUGUUGACCACGUCAACCGAAACCAAUGCGCAUAGCGCCUUACGCCACCAAGGGUUACCCUUAUUCUAGUUUACCACCAUAAGCACUCUUUCGAUCGUAUCUAUAGUAGACCGGCUCCUGCGGAAGCUGUAUUGGUUAUUGCAAGUCUCUCCGGGAUCCGAACAAUAUGAGUUGAUAGAUGACGCUUAAUGACCCGUUCAAACAUAUUUCUGGUUGUUCAAACUCAGCGGCCAGUAGGACGAUGGAAGUUUCAAAGGUUUCCCUAUCUUCCUAAUUAGGACUAAGUCCGGCUUCCUUCCAGCUGAGCGGAAAUUAACCGUAGCAAAGGCAACUGUUGAAGAUGCCUGCAACCUCAGUCGGUCUUUUCAAGCUAACAGCCCUAACUACUGUGUCUGGUACUCUGUUAGGCCCAGGUGCCUUGCCCAAAGGCUUGCCUUGGCCAGUGCUGGGUUCGCUGGGUCACUCCGUAUGAACGGUUGUUUUGGCACGCUCUGUGUAUCGCUCGCGGUAAUAUUGUAAUAUUCCCAUUAUUAUUACUAUUACUACUAUAACUACUACUGACGCAUUCUUAUUCAUCCACUCAAUAUGCUUAACCCACACUUCCACUGGGAUAUAAUACAAUAUGGUAUUUGAAUCGUUACUGUAUUAAGUGAAUACAUUUAGUUGUAGUUUAUCAUAAUAGUAUAAAUAUUAUAUUUUUUUAACAUAAUAUAUAACUAUUAAUUUUAUUAAUUUAAAAAAAUUAAUUAGUUUUAAAAAAAAAAAAAUUUGCUAUCAUUAAUUAAAUUUUUUGUAUUGAAAUUUUAAAAUGGAAACAAUUUGUAUUUCAGGUUUUUUACUGUUGGUAGUUCACUUUUUCCCAUAGAGCGUAUUAGACCAGUUGAUUUGGGCAACAAAACGGAACUCUGGAAAGAAUUUUUCGAAAAUAAUGCUAUAGGUUGGAAACCCUAUUUAACCGUAGAUGGUAAAUAUAACAUAAUACUAUUAAUAAUAAUAUUACUAACUACUAAGAACAAAAUACUAAACAAUUGUAUACGUUUACCUUUAUUAUUCUUUAUGGCUUUAUCGAACGCUUUUGCAAUGGUUGAAUGAUUUGUAAUUUCCAAGACAUCAGAAUAUAACAAAAAUAUUUUUCCUAAAUUUUCCAAUAACGAUAUUUACUACAUAACGGCUUUCAACAUCUGUCGUUUCAUCUACACUAACCCAAUUUUUUUUUAUCGCCUUUAUAGUGUCUAAUAUUUCGUAUUGUAUUUAAAUAGCAUUUUUCAACAUAAUUUUUACGCAAUGUAGACUCGUCUGGGAUUUUAAAUUUUAUAUUUUUUUCUAAAAAUUUCUAAAAUUUGUUUUAUUUAAUUUAGCAAGUGGAAUAUUAGUUGCUAAUAAUUCAGUUUUCGUUGAAUUCCACGAGCAUGCUUAUCUCGUCUGAUGUGUUGUUAAAUUGUAAAUUUCUUUUAGGAGGCAACUGCAACCUUACAAAAUGUACAAAAAAGCAUAAUAACGCCGUAGAAAAAAUAUCGGCACGAAACUCACUCACAAAACUACGUAAACGGCUUCCUACUGUUGACUUAAUUUUUGGCAUUAUUAAGAUUUUUAAAGUUUUAAUAUUAGUCGUAAUAUUAUUUGUUCAGUAUUGUGUACAAUUAAGAUCGGUGUAGGACCAUAUUUUAUUAUUUAAUCAUUGUGGAAUCGUUUAAGAACUUUUUGAAUACUAUUUAUAUUUUUUACCUUUAUUAAUAUAUUUGAUAUGUAUCAUCUAUUCUAUACAUUUUAAUAAAGUAUUUCCUUAGAUUUUCAAAUUAAAACUCUCUAUUUUGAACACAAACCAGAACAGAUAAUAUGUUUCUCUAAAUAUUAAUAUGUAUAACACUAAUUUUUAAUAUUUAUCAUUCACUCUAUCUUUGGUUUUUACUUUGAACUGUUUUACACACGAAUGAUAAAUCUGAUAUUAGUGUAGUGAAACAUAUUUUUCAUUUUCAUUUUUCAUUCUAUGUUCAAUAAGUGGGAUUCCAAUUUAAAAAUUAUAUGGACAUACUUUUUUAAAGUAGAUGAAGUAAUACUAAAACUUAAAAAUACUUUUAAAAUAGUAUAUUGUAGGGUAAUUAUUUACCCUGCCUACAUGUUGGAAAGUUAAGAACUUAGGAGGGGAUUACUUUUUGUCCUAGAAUAGUACUUUUAUAGUUUACAAUAUCCAUGUAUCUGUGUUCUAUAAUAGCAUUAUUAUAACGUGUUAAACAAUAAAAAUAUUAAUAUAUCGACUGUUCAGUAUCAGAAAAUUAGUUUCUAAAAUUAUUUUUAAUUACUCAAUGUAAUGCUUCCAACUGUUGCGUGAAAUCAUGGUCACCCAACUUCUGUCAAUAUAUUGCUUAUCUAAACACCAUAUAAUUUUAUUUCUUAAUUAUUAUUUUUUUUUAAAAUUACUAAUAUACCAGAAAAUUUAGUGUAUUAUAUCAAAAUAAAAAAAAACUUAUGUUACACCUUGACACAUAUUGUCCAUCAAAUUGAUAAAGUAAUUUUAUUUCUUUUUUUUUUUUAAGCUGGAAUGGAAUGCUUACCUUGAUCACAUGCCAUUCUAGUAAAAUAAUCUCAUAGUUUUAUGUAAAAAUACCAGAUAUUAAAAUCAUUCAAUUUAAUUUAAACAUCUUUAACAACAAACUAAUAGUUAUGACAGACUUUUGAAAAUAAAUCCGAUACGCAAUUUUCCAUAAUGGUUAAAUACAAAUUAAAUUGUAUAACAUUUAAUAAUACCUACUAUAUAGUCUACACAUACUAUUAAUUUUAUAUGGAUAUAAAAUUAUAGAAUUUCUUAAUCUUACCCUUUACACAAAUUUUUACUUAGGAUAUUGAUAUUUCAUGAUUUCAUCAAUAUCCUUGUUAUUUUUAUUUUAAAUUCGAAACAAACCAAAAACGAGCAUGUGUGGCCACUGUUGUAGAUGGAUAGUGGAGAUGGUGGGAUGUAUAAAGUUAUUUAACUUAUUUUUGUAACCAUGGUUACAGGUAUCAUAGCGAUAAUGAAAAACGAUUUGGAACCAAGUUUGCUUGUACAAGUUUUGAAAGGCAUGUAAUUUGUUUACGAUUUUUGUCAAAAUUUGAUAUUAAAACUUUUACGGAAAAACUAAAUUUUAUUCAAUUUUUUUUUUAUUUUUUUAACUUCUUAGUACGACUCAUAAUGAACCACAUCCAGAAAAAAUAAAUAUAAAUUUUCUGUUAAAAUUUUAAGUCCAUGAAUAUUUUAAACUGAAUUGCAUUAAAAAAAUAAAAUUUAAAAUAAUGAAAGAAUUAUUUACGUAAAUUGUUCAGUUCUUGCUACAUAUUUUUCGGUUUUGCUCAAUUAUUAAAAAAACUACACAGAAAAUCAAAAACCAAUUAUCUUGGUAACCAACUAGAUUAAACAUUUUGUUGAAUUUUAAAAUCUCCUUAUGUUUAUCAAUUGGAGCUAUAUUUAUGGUAAAAACAAUGUUCGUAAACAUUUAAAAUAUUAAAAUCGUGCAGUAAUUUGGAAAAAAUCGUACAUCCCGCCCUUUUGGAGUUUCCCAAUAAUUAUGAAAAAUACUUAAAAAAUCAAAAACCUAAUAUUUUAGUCAGUGGCUAUAUAUCAAUAAGAACAAAAUCGAUCACUUGUCAUUUUUCGAUUGAAAUAAUAUUUCUGGUAGAAAACAUAAGUUGAACAUAUGAAAAUAAUAAAACCGGGAACCACUACGUUGCCGUAAAUAAUAAUCAAUUUUAAUUUUUUGAUUUUUCCCAAUUAUUAGAAAAACUCUUUUAAAUAUCGAAAAAUGACUUUCUCUUUCAGCGAUAUAUUGUAAUAAAGAAAAUCGAUCACUAGCCAUAUUUUUGGAUUGGGGUAAUAUUUCUAGUAGAAAACAUCGUGUUAACAUUGACGGUGCCGCGGCGCACCAUAAAUAUUUGCCGUUUUACUUAUACUUUCCUUUCGGAUUUUUCCCGAUUACUUUGAUAGCAUUUUUGAAAAUCGAAAAAUGACCUCUCCGAUGCACAAACUAGGGAAAUUACUCUAUACUUCGAAGUAAGUUUUCUAGUAAAAAGGUGUUCACAGGCAGAAAAACUAAAAACGAAAAAGAAAAAUAAAUAAUUUUUCGGAAUUCGAAUUUGAACUCGCGAUCUCUGGAGUUCAUAACAGGUAUAAACCACCAAUAGACAACGAUAAAAAUACUAUGAGAUUGACUUUAUGGAGUUAUUUAUAGAAACACAUAUAAUAUCCGCAUAAUAUCAGAAUUUCAAUAAGUUAUGACUUCGAAAUUAAGUCAGUCAGCUUUAUUCUGAUCUCACUAUCACAUAUUCUUAAAUCGUCAAAAGAUUAAUAUAGUAUAAUAUAAUAUAAUGAAGAAAUAAAAUUGAAAAAUUUACACUACCUAAAAGUAUGAUCACACAAUUUUUUUCUCAAGUUAAUUUCGUAAUUGCAUAAAGCUCAAUUUGUUUUACCACAAAGGAUAACAUUUAAAGAAUCUCUUGUUGAAUUUUCAAGUAUUUCUGUUUAGUCUAAUAAUUGCAUCCACAGAGUACCUACCAAUUACAAAUUAUGUACAAAACUCGCAUAAUUAAAAUGUCUAUAAUUAACUCAAAACUGGAUUAAAUGUUUUAAAAAUUUUACCAUGCCUAAAAUAUGCAAUUUUUUGUUAAAAUUUAGUCUUUGAGAAUAUAGUAUACUAAAUCAUAUACAUAAAAAAAAAAUUAAAAAUAAUAAAAGAUUUAGUUUUGUAAAUUUUCCUGUAGUUUCUGUAAUUUUUUUUUCGGUUUUGAUCAAUUAUUUAAAAAAAAUUACAAAGAAAAUCAAAAAACAACAUUCUGGUUCACCAACUAGAGAUUAUAAAUUCAAUAAAGUAGAUCUCUUGAUGUUUUUCAAUUUGAGCAAUAUUUAUGGUAGAAAAUGUAAGCCGUACAAAUUUAAAAUAAUGAAAUCGUAAAUUUGUCAGUUUUAGUUCGAAAUUUUUUUCUUAAUUUUUUCCUUAUACUAUAUUAAUAAUAAAACUACAAAGAAAAUCAAAAAACAAAUAACUUACUCAUGAACUAGAUUAAAAAUAGAACAAAAAACGUCUUUUGUCAUUUAUUUAUCUUAUUUCGUCCUUUUUGGUAUUUUAUUUUUUUAGAAUACUAUCUUACAUGUAUUUUCUUAUGUUAUGUUUUAUACAAUUUCAUUUUAUUUUUUAGAAACCCACAAAGAAUUUCUCAAGCAUCAACUAUUGACCACUUAUAUUAAAAGGCAAUUAAAGUGUCGUCUUGAUACAGAAUUGGAUUAUAUAUCUCAACAUAGAUUAACAAAAUACAUUAAAGGGUUUAAAGUUGUUUUUCAGAUUCCAAACAAGCCUGAUACUAAACGUAUUUUUAGAGUUCAUGGUUUACUUGAUAGUGCGGCAAAAUUUGAGUAAGUAUUUUAAACUGGUAUUAUUUUAAUGAAUCAAUUAUUCUUAAUAUUAAACUAAACAGAUCAAAAUAACUAUAGGUUUCCAGCUAUUUUACCAGAAUAUUUUUAAAUACUGUUUUAAUUAGCAAAGCCUUAUUCCUAUAGCCUUGUUCAUGAGAUAUAUGUGAUAUACAUAUUAUUUAUAGUAUGAUUGUAACAAUAAUUUAAAAUAUCUAUCAGAUAACUGAUGGCUUCAUCCGAUUAAGGGCAGGGUUAGGUAGUUAAUUUAUGAAAUUAGUCACGGAUCAUUUUUGCAGGUUUAACUAUUAAAAAAAAGAGCUGAUAUUGAGGAUAAGAGUGGCCACUGUUGUAGGUGAGAAAUUGGAAAGGUAGGAUACAUAAGGUUAUUUCAUUUAUAUCUAUAAGCAACGAUAAACCCUUGCUGAUGAAAGACGAUUCGGAUCGCAGUUCAUUAAUACAAAGUUUGAAGUGCCGUAAUUUUGUUUAACCUAACCUUCCUACGUUUUUUCUCGAUAAUAUUGAAAACUAAUUCGAAAAUUAAAAAAAACGAACUGCAUCAUUAAAAACGAAAUUAAUUGUUCAGUAAAAAAAGGUCUUUUAUCUUUUAAGUGCUUUUAUUUAGAAAAUCGCGUCGAAAAUCAGAAAAUGACCUCUUCAAUGUACCAUCUAGACCAGUGGUUCUCAACUGCCGGUUCGCGGACCGACACUGGUCCGCAAUAAAAAUGGAACCGGUCCGUGUUAUAUUGGAACGAUUAAUUAUAGAUUAGGAAAUAUACAUAGACAACAUUUAGUUGCGAAAAAAAUGCCACCAGAUUUGAAUAAAGUAUUGACUGAGACAGUUAAAAUAAUUAAUUUUAUAAAAUGUAAUGCCUUAAAUUCUAAAUUAUUUUCAAUUUUAUGUGAGGAAAUGGGAUCUGAGCAUUCUCAUUUAUUAAUUAGAUUAAACAAGAUUAGAUAAAAUUAUCAAUACAAAACAAGUACAACGCUAUCAUUAAAUAUUGUUCAUUAAUAUAUUUUUUUUUAUAAUUAAUACAACGAUAUUGUUAUAUUUUAUUUAUAUUUAUAUAUGCUUUUAAAUUUUUAUUACAUCUGCAGGCAAAACAAAAAUAAUAAAGCAUAACUUUUUUAUUUUCUGAAUCAAAACCCAAAGUGGUAGUUUUUCUUAAAAGCCAUCUAGGUGGUCCGCGACAGCAAAACGUUGAGAACCACUGAUCUAGACAACUUGAACUUUCAGAAAAGUUGCUAUACGUAAAACUCUGAGCAAGUUUACUAGGAAAAAACGUGUCCAUACACUAGAAAAAAGUGUUACGACCAAAUUGUAGAUCAUUUAACUUUAACAGUAAUUUGAGUAUGUUUACGAUAUCUCAUUGUUAUCAUUAUCAAGAUGAAUAUGGUUCAAUUUCAUAAUAGUUUCAAUUUAAGGGUCUUAAUUUUUAUAUAUUCAGUUUUGUCAUUUAUAAAGCAAUUUUUAAAUUUUUUGGUUAGUGAUGUUGUUUUUAUAAUUUUCUAAAUUUCAUAUUUUCUUUUUUUUUUAUUGCAUAUGAGGCGAUUUUUUUUAUUACAUAUAUAUUUACAUAUUUGAUUUUUUUUAAUACAUAUAAAUCUGCACCUUAAUCAUGGGAAACAAAAGCCUUUUUGAUGAUUUUUAUUAGGGCGAGGACGAGAGGAAAGAUAGUAUAUUAUUAAUUUCUGUGUUAUAUUGUAUUAAUUUAAAUAAUUUUUAAAAGAAAACAAUGAAUAAUGACAUUUUUAUUUUUUUAGGUCUGAAAUAAAAAAAGUUACAGUUCUUCAAUUUUAUAAAAUAACACAGGACUAUACUAUUAAGUAUCCAAAUUUACCUUGUUUAAAUGUUGCUUUGAAUAAAAAAAAAGCAAUUCCAAUUGAAGUAAAUAUAAUACGUUUAAUCCUAUUAUUUAUAAGUUAUCUAUUUAUUAAUAACAUUAGUGUUUUGGAUGUUGUACUUGUAAGUGAACUGUUUAAUAAUAACGUUAUUGCGACAGGGUAGUUAAUUAUACUAUUGAAAAAAAAACUGAUCUUUUAAAAUUGAAUUGUUUUUUUCUUAUGAAAUAAAAGUACUUUAGAAACAAUACAUUUUCAUACUUGUUUUAGUAAAAAUAGCAAAUAAAUAUUGCAUUGUAUUAAAUAUUUAAAAAAAUGCAAUACUUAGUAUUAAGAUCAACUUGUUGUUAUGGCCCACUAGCAAAUUUCACAUUUGCCAUUUAUUAUGAUCUACAUGAUUCGCUUGGCUUUAUUUAAUUAACAAUUUUUAAGUCAUGAUCGUUUUUACAAUUUUAUAUCCACAUAUUGGACUUGUUUAAUAUAAAACUCUCAGUUGGCUAAAAAAGCUGGCUGGACCUGGUAAAAGCCCUUUUUUGUGAGUUUGUUAUUAAUUAUUGUUUAAUUCUUAGUUUUUAAUUUCUUAAUUAAAUUAAUUAAAUUUCUUAAUUCUUAAGUAAUUUAAUAUAGCAGACAUUGAAUAAAUUGUGUAAUCGUCCAUUUUGAAUUAUUAAGAGGGUAUUAAAUUCAGGAAUAAUUUGUUUUUGGGAAACUUAUUUUUUUUCUUUAAUUUUAAAUUGUUUAAUAUUAAACUUAAUCAUUUAACUGUUCCAACACCAUAGCACUUUUAAGAACUCACUGUACUUAUUAUAUUAUUAUAAAUACUCAUUGUAUUUAGUUUGUUGAAUAAUAAAUGAUAAAUGUUCAAACAGUUAUUUUUCAAUUGAAAUAUGUGUUGCUGUUUGUUAUAGUUAUGCACUGUUAAAAAGGGACAAUCACGAAAUAUAAAAAUAACAAAAUUUCCAUCAGUAAAAUUUGUGAAAAAUGCAGCUCAAUCACCUAAUGAGGGGCGAAGCAAUAUUAAAAAUGAUACCAAAUACAAUGAUGAAAAAGUCUUAAACAAAUUUGAUAUCAAGGUUCACAAAAAAUUGGCCACCAUUCCUGCAAGAGUUUUGGAUCAACCUUCUUUAGCAUAUUUUCAAAAUAAGGUAUGCUUUAAUUGUUUAAAGGAAGCAACACGUGCAUUUAUUGACUGCUUUUUAAAAUGCAGUAUGUCAUAUUAAAUUUGUGGACUGUAGUUCAAUAUGAUAUCCUUCAUAUUUUAUUUUUGAUUCAAUAUGUUAAACAAAGACACAAAAUUUACAAUUUGGCCAAAAAUCUUGUUUUAUCUUAAUUGAUUUCUAAUUCGUAUACAGUUAAUAAUACUUGGAAAAUGAUUGUCUUUGUUGUUUAUAGAUAUUAUGCAUGAAAUUUGUUUUAAUUAAAUGAAUUGAUCUAUAUAAAAUACUUCCCGGAAUAGAAGCGUAGGAACUAUUUUUCAUAUGUAAGUGAGGCAAAAAUAUAAAUGAUAUGAAUAUCCAUAGUUUCACCAUCUAUAAUAUAUGUUUCCGAGAUCCGUCUCCGCCUCAUGAUAAACAUGUAAAGUAAGGGAUCACCUCCUCUAUCUGUGAUAUUUUAGAUUUGGCAUUUAGAUAGGGAUCUAUUAGUUUUACUAACUAUUAUAUUGUGUAUUUUUUUUUUUAUUGUGUCUGUAAGUAUCAUUUCUACUAGAAAACUUGUUCCAAAGUGUCAAGUGUAGUACUUUUUCUGAAAGGUAGUUUUUUCUAGUUGAUGCAUUGAUCCGAUCAUUUUUUUGAUUUUCUAAUUAUCUUGAUUUUCGAAAUAAUUGGGAAAACUCCGAAAAAGAAAUUUAUAGGUAAACCAGCAAAUAUUUAUAACACGCCGCUGCGCUACCAUUUUUAUUGUUUUGAUUUUCUUUGUAGUUUUUUUUUAAUAAAUGAGCAAAACCGUAAAAUACGUUGGAGAACGUAGGAGCUGUAUGCUGCAAGGCUGAGGAAAUGUACAAAAAUAAUUCUUUCAUUAUUUUAAACAAUGUUAAGUAUAACAACCCUUAAACGAAGGGGUUAUAAAUUAUAAUAUUAGUUUGUUUCUAAUACUAGUAUUAGUGUAUUUAAAUACAAUGAAAAUUACCGUCUCAUGAUCUAAAUACAUUAGCACAAUAAUGAAUUUUUACACUUUAUCAUAACCUAGAAGUCUCAGAUUCAAAACACAUAAAUUUUUUUGCUAGGCAUCUAUUGAAAUUUUAUUGGUGAUAUUAUCAUUUUUUGAAAAUUGAAUUGUUGUACAAAAUGAAAUUGGCCUUCAUUUAAGCAACAAAAUUCGUUCUACUCGUUCCAGGCAUAUAAAAUACCGCUAUAAAAAAUUUUUAAAAUAUUUUCUCGAAAAUAUACUAUUAUAGGUAACAUAACAUAAUAUGGUGUUACUAUAACAAUUCAGACAUUCAAUGUUUAAAAAUUUAAAAGUAGAAUUGUUGACAAAAUCAUUAAAUUUAAAAAAAAAAAAUAUUUAUCAAAUUUUCCAAUUUAAAUUAAAAACAUGCAAGGAAUAUUAAAAUAUCUCAAUAAUCCAUUGUUAAACACAACUCUUCCUAAUGUUGAAAUUGCAUUACAAAUAUUCAGUUGUAUGUCAUGAUUUAAUGCAAGUGGGGAAAGGUCCUUCUGUUUUAAAGAGAGUGAAAAAACUAUUUGCAGUCAUUGUUAGCAAACGAAAAACAUCAGCAUUAUCAACAAUAUCUAUUAAAUAUGAAGUUGUAAAGAAUAUAAAUUGAACAAGGUUAGUUAUCAAAUUCACAAAACUCAGAGCUCGAAAAAACAUUUCUAUCAAGUUAUUAUAAAUCACUAUUAUUAUUAAAUAUUUCUAAUAAUAAAUGUUUUUAUAUAUUUUUGACAUUUAUUAUAACUACUUCAUAAAUUGUUUAUUUUGAAAUUAUUGUAUAAGAAAUAUAAUAUAACCAAAUAAAUUAUAAGUGUUGUCAAUAAUUUACUAUUUACUGUUAUUAGGUAUUAAUUUUUUUUUUUUUUUUAGCAUUAAAUAGGGUAAAAAAUAAUGUUCAGUUUACACUAGAUUAUUAUUAAAUGUAAAACAGGACUAUGUAUUAUACCUAAUAUGUUUUAUAAUAAAUAUUAUGUGUAAAAAAUAUAGGAUAAAUGUUUAUGACAUGUAUAAUAUCAGACUAGGAAGGGGCGUCAAAUAUUAUUGCCCUGAGACCCCAAUGAUAGUUAGCAUGGCACUGCAUAGCCACUUGAAAUAUUAAAACAAAUCUUAUACUUGGUUUUCUAGACUUGGUAAAAUUUUACUCUUGUAUUAGUGUUACUAAUACAAUUUAAAUUACAAUUACAAUUUUAAUUAAUUGAAUAUUUAAUCAAAGUAAAUUGCAAAUAAUAAUUUAUGAUCCAGUUUACAUUGUGACAUGUUUUAUAUACGUGCAUAUAUUAUAUGCAUGUAUAUAUAUAUUGAUUUUUGAAGAAAAAAAAAUCAGACACCCCAGAUCAGUUCUGAAUAACAAAACAAAUUUUUUUCUUAUCUCAAUGUUUUAUAAAAACAUGUAUAUUAAGUAAUCAAUAUAAUAUCUAUUAUCUAUUUUCUAAAAAAGAAUUCAAUGUUAAAUCCAAAACAAUAGUAAUCAUUUUUUCUUUGUUAUGAAAACUUGAAAAAAAUUAUUAGAACUGAUAUAGGAGCACCUGAAAUUUGUCCCCAAUAAAACAAAUUAAAGGAUAAAUGAUCAUCUUAUAAUACAUAUUAUAUGCAUCAAAAUAAGUUUUGGUUUAUCAUUAAAUAUCAUUUAAUAUUAAAUCAGUUACCUAUAACAUUUCUUUUCUACUUUACAUAUAGUUUAGUCAAGAUACAAAUAAAUUUGUAUCAGUAUUUUUAAUAAAAAAAUACUCUUUUUAGACCUAAAAUAACUAUUUAAUUAUUUAAUAUCAUUUUACUAAAAUAACAAAUUAUAUUAUAAGACCACAUACUGUUUGCCUCCACGUUUUCCCCUCUUGCCUAUCAAUUUUUUUGGAAUAUAUAAUAAUUCUAUAAACUAGUUAAAAUUGAUUGAUUAAAAUGCCUACGUAUAAACUUUAUAUAAAAAUAAUAAGAACCUUCAAUAUAAUAAAUUGAUUUUAUGAUUAUUAUUUUUUUACAGGAAAUUAUACCCAAGGCUGGUGUUUGGAAUGCUGAUAAAUUUUCCAAGGCUGUAAAACUUACGGAAUGGAUCGUGAUCAAUUUAGAUGCACAAACUAGUAUUACUAGUAUUAAGUAAGUUAAUUAUAUAACAUAAAAUUGUUAUGUUUAAGAAAAUAUUUCUUCGAUUGUAUUAUAUUCUAGACAAUUUGAAAAGAUGCUGAUAAGAAGUGGUGAACAAUAUAAUCUUAUGAUAAGUCCAAUGAAACCUGUGGUCACUAUAGCUUUGGAAAAACAUGCUAUUCAUGACUACGCCGAUGUUUUUCGGAGGUUUUUAAAUGAAGCAAAAGAAUUUGUGUGCCGAUUAGAAAUAGUGAUAGUGGUUAUUCCAGAUCAUCCUCAAGGAAUGUAUGGUAAAUAAUAAAUAAUAAUACUAACACUUUCUAUACAAUUUGUAAUCUUAAUUUAAAUUUAUUUUAACAUUAUUUGAUUAAAUCAAAUGAUUUAUGUAUUAAACAAUCAUUUUAGUUCUCUAUUUUGAAUUGUUGUAAAUAAUUACUAAAUAACCAAAUGUAUUAUAUUUUUUUUAGCUAUAGUUAAACAAGUAGCAGAAUUGGAAGUUGGUAUACUCACACAGUGCAUUAAAGCUACGACUUUGUCUGAACUGAAUCAGCCUAUAUUGAAAAAUUUAUUGUUAAAAAUAAAUACAAAAUUAAACGGAAUCAAUCAUACGUUGUCUGAAAAUAGCUGGUAAUAUAUAUUUUUAACUCUAUUUAAAAAAUACAAAUUACUUUUACUGACACAAAUAGUAUAAAGCAUAGUACAAAUAAGGGAAGUCUAUAACUGACAAGACUACAUUAUUAAAAAAGAUAAAAAUAUAAUUUCGGCAUGUUAAUUUAAAAAGUAACCAAAUAUUAAAAAUUAAGUUAUAGUACAAUAAUUCAAAAAUUGUAUGACUUAAUCACAUUUUUAUUACAGUCAAAAAUCAGAGAAUAAUAUUUAUAUUAAUUGCUCACAGUUAUUAAAAAUUUAAAGAAUUUUAGAUCUUAAGCAAAGUGAGGAAUGUGUUAAUUUGUAUAUUGUUGUUGUUUUCUAGAUUCUGAUUAUAGCAAAGAAUGUAUUGGUUUUAUAUUUAUAUUUAUUUUUUUAUACUGUGUAAAAAAAUUCUAACAGAAAUCUUGCUACAAUUUAUAUGAUAUAGACCCUUUUCUGAAAGGAAAUCUUCUUAAGGCGGUAUCUUAGGGAGCUAAUUUUUCGAUUUUCAAAGAGUUUUUUCAUUAAAUCUGAAAAACCAUGAAAAAACAAGUAAAAAAUGGAAAAAUGUAGGAAACCGGGAAAAUCAGAACUAUAUUAAACAAAUAGUAUCAAAAAAAUAUAUAAUGAUUAUUUAAUUAUUUUACCAUAAUAUGACAUAUAUUGUUGACAAAGCAUCACUAUCAACUGAAUUUAGCUCAGAAUAGAUUUAGUAAGCAAUGGUUUAUAAUUACUUGUAUAGAUACAAAUUAAUUUCCUCUUUAUAUCCUACCUUCCCAGCUUCUCAUCAACAAUAGUGACUGUACCAGUCCCCAUUAUCUUAGGACAACUUUUUUUUUUAACAAAAUUUCAACCCAAAUCCUCCUUCAAUGUAUCAAGUGUAGCACCUUUUAUAAAAGGGAAUUUUAUCUGAUUGGUGCUGUAGAACAUCAUUUUUUGGUUUUUAUAAUAAUUGGGAAAAACUAGAAAAUAAGCUAUUUAUAGACAUUUUAAUUUUGCAAGUUUUUAGGGAAUUUUAUUAAAAUGUAUUUUGUGGAUAAAAUUAUUGGAUCUAACAGAAAUGCAUUCAUUCGUUCAUUUUAGGUUGUAAUUUUUAGUGAUCAACAAGAAAAAGUUAAAGUUAUUGCUGUAUUUUAUUUUUAUUAAAAUUUUUUAUGAAAAUCGUAAAUAUUAUAGCGUUUUAAAACUUGUAAAACUGAACUCUGCUCAGAAUCAUUUUUCGUUAGGAAUGAUUAAUCGUUGCAUACAAAUAUAUAUAUUAAAUUCCCCUCUAUAUCCUACCUUCCAAACUUCCCACCUAUAACAGCGGCCCACCAACAUGCAAAGUAUGUCUAUCUUUUUUUUAUUUAUCUUUAAAUAAUUACUUGAUCCUUAACACUAUAAUACCACUAUUUUUUUUUUAUUAAGUUAAAAAUUAAAAAUAGGUGCAUACUUCGCUCUAUUAGUAAUUAAAGUAGACCACUGUUGUAGUUGAGAAGUGGGGAAGGUAGGAUGUAGAGGGGAAUUUGAUGUAUAUCUGUAAGCAAAGAUUAAUCAUUCUUAUCGAAAAAAUAUUCUGAGCAAAGCUCAGUUUUCAAUAUUGCUUUUUAACAAUAUAUAUGUCAUAUUAUAGAAAAAUAAAUAUAAAUUGAAAGAAUGUGUAUGGACUAGUUACUAGAUUUGUUCCACAAAAUUGUUCAUUAAAAUAAUUUUCGUCAAAAUUUGAUAUUAAAAUUCUUAUAAAAAAAUAUACUACACUAACUUCAAUUUUUUAUGAAUGUAAAUAAUAAUUUCUAAAUAGAGAUCAUUGCAUCAACAAUUAUCAUAAGAAGAAAACAAAUAUACAUUUUUUUUUUCAAAUUAAAUUUUCUAAAUGUUUCAUCUCUUUUAGACUUUUAGAUUAAUUUUAGAAAAGUAAAUUUUUGAAUAAUUUUAAUGAAUCAACCCCUUUAAACACCCUUAAAUAUACUUUUAGUUGCUAAAAAUAUGUUUAACUUAUUCUCCAUUUAGUUACCAAAAGAGUGGUUUUAUUUGUGUUGUGAGUUAUACAUGGUAUGACUUCAAAUAAAAUUAUUUUUUUAUAGUUCAAUUGUAAUAGUCCUUUUACAGUAAAGUGAUAUAUGAUGUAGACUGUAGGUACAUAGCCAAGUAUACAUAUACAUUUUAUAUACUUAUGUAUAGUUAGUAGGAAGGGGGGUCAUGAAAUAAAUUAAUUUUGCGGGCCGUGGACCAAAAACUGUUGUGCGCCACUGAUCUAAACAAUAUUUCCUUUCAGAAAAAGUGCCACAUAUCGGAGCAAGAUUUCUGGUAGAAAUUUUUGACCCAAUAUAUAGUAAAAAUUAAAUUAAAAAAUAAAAAAAAUCUUUGUAAAACCAAUUCAUUUUUUGCUACACUCAGAAUCUAAACAUUUUUUUUACAAAAUCCUAGAUUUUAUAAAUUUAUUUUGAUUAUCAAACAUGAAAGACAAAUCAUAGUGAACUGAACUGAUCUGAAUUAUUAAAUUUAUUUUAGAUUUCAGAUAUUCCUUUUUCAGCCUGUGUGUGAUACAUAAUGUUGACGAUUGAUGAUCUAUUCAGUGGAACUGUUAAAUUUAAUAUUAAAAUGAAUUUGUCUAUUGUAAAGUUCUUGGUUUGUACAUUGAUUUUUUUUUCUUGAUAUUUUAAUUUUUAAGUAAGAUACGAUUAUUUAUUAAUUUUAACAUUUCGCAUUCUCAUAUCUUACUUAAAAAUUUUAAUUAAAAAAAAAAAACAACUGGCCUACAAUCACAAAUGUUACAUUUAGGUUUGAUAAUGAGCCAAUUUAAUAUAGUAUUAAAAUAACAGCACAAAUUAGUUCUACUGAAUAUAAAUUUGACAUUAUAGAAUAUAUUAUCUUCUUUAUAGGUAUAUCUUUAUAUAUAUAAUUCUACUGUACGUGUGUAUGUCACUGAACUUCUCCUAAACGGCUGGACUGAUUUUGACGAAAUUUUUUAUGUGUUUGAAUGGGUCCCUGGAUGGUUUAUAUUCACAAUUGGACCCGAUAUGUGGCAUUGCAAGGAUAGUUCACACAGAGUAAUUGGUAUUUUUUGUACAGCGAUUUUUUUUUUUUUUUGUUGAUUUAUGGGUUACCUUGGUGAUACGAAUGAAAUUAAAAAACCAAAAAAUGAAUAAUUAGUAAGAUAUUCCGCGUAAGUUCUCCCAAAAUUGAAAUGUUCAUUCAGAUAGAAAAUGAAUAAAUAAAGAUUCAUCAGAGGGCACCAAGAGAGUGGUACAAUCGAGUUAAUAUUUUUUUAAAUAUAAAUUUGAAUAUAUCGGCAAAUACGCACAUUUAUAUUAUAUAGGUGUGUAUAAAUUAAUUGAUAUUUUUUUGCCGACACCAUAACUUGAAAACGGACGGACCGAUAUGCCUGAUUUUUUUGUCGUGUAUUCGUAAGGUUAUUAUGAAAGACGAUUUUUGAAAAAUCUACCGGAAAAGUUUGAAAUUUAGAUGGUAUUCAAGUUAAUGCAACACCGACAAAAUAUCGAUCCAUUUUUAUACAUACAGAUUAAUAACUGAAUUAUUAACUUUAUAUUAAUAUAAAUUGUCGGUCAUGUUCACAUGAAGGUAUAAAACAAACACCGUGCCGUCUGCGAACGACAAUUAGCUAUAAUAUGGUACACGCACUUUUCCGCUGUCAAGCAUCCCCAUUCCCUGAUAAGUUAAAUUAGGCUUAACUUCCUUUGAAAUCCAUCAACCCUCCCCCCCCAAUUUAAAAAAUAUCGAAGUUUCGUUAUUUUUCGUAUGAAAAUCAUGAAAAAAAUGUCAUAAUAGAACACUUAUUCCGUCGAAGUUGAACUACUCACUUUCUACCUACUUUUUUGAUUCAUUACUCACACGGUCAAAAACAAAACUAAAAAGGAAUAGGGGUAAAAAACAAUAGAAAAUUGGCAACGCUGGGCGGGACAGCUAUAUUAGCUGCAUGUUCCGUCGGGAUAUUUAUCUAUAAUGUAACUAAAUGGCUGGAUCGACUUGAAUGAAUUUGUCCCAAUCACUUGAAAUAUCAUGCAGAACAACGUCUGUCAUUCAUUCAUUCAUUUUGUGUAUGUAUUCAUUCAUAUCGCAUUUGCGUAAAUAUUGAGCAUUAAUUUACGUGCAUUAAAUUAAGUUACAAUAGUUACAUAGGAUUUCGUUUUUUUUGAUACUUCAAGAGAUUAGGAUAUUAAAUAAAGUAUGAAAGACAAAUAAUAUAAUAAUUUCAUUAUUCUUUAUUUUGAAAUAACAUCAAUUUUUCUAAAAAGUUACAUACAUAAAACAAUGUCACGUCUUCGUGGACGAGGAGGAAUUAUUGGACGGACUCGGAAUUCACAAUCAGUCCAGAACCGUCGGUUAAAUAGAUCGGCAAAAGAUCAAUUGACGGACAAUGAAAAUUUAAGAAACCAGGCGGCAAUCACACGUACUAAUGAAAGUCAAGAGUAACGCAAUGAACGCCGUCGAGCUAAUGCAUUGAGACAAAGACUGGCCCAUCAACGAGUCAUCGACACAUUAUAAAAUAAAACUACUAUAAUUUUUAUUUACACUAUUCAAAUUUCACAAUAGAACACAUUUAGGCCGCCGCAGGUGGACUACCCAUUUUACACCUAUUUGUUUUCAUUCAAUUGUAACACGGCCAAAACCAAAAAUGAAUAUGGGUAAAAUAAUAAUAAUACAAUUUGGCACGGGCAAUUCCGGGCGCGGGACAACUAGUUUAUAUAUAUAUGUUUCUUCAGUCCUUGUGUAUGUAAUUGAAUUCCUCUUAAACAACUGGACCGAUUCUGAUGAAAUUGUGUGUGUUUAUUUGAAUGGGUCCCUGGAUUGUUUACUCACAAUUGGACCUGAUAGGUGAGGCGUUGCAUGGGUGGGCUGAAACAGGGUUAUUGGUAUUUAUAGUACAGCGAUAAAAUUAUUUUUGUUGAUUUAUAGCAGGGGUGGUCAACCAGGAUCAAGAUCGGUUUAAAUGUCAAUCUCCCUUCGUUAGAACUCAAUUUUAUAUAAUUAAUAGAUAAAUUACAAUAACUGCUUAUCAUUUUUAUCUUAAUAUAUUAAUAUUUUGUUGUCGAUUUAUCAAGUAAUACUAUUAAAAAGCGUUUACACUGGAAAUUGUAUGUAGAAUAUUAUAACAAUCUUAAUAAAAGUGUGAUAAAUAACAUUAUUUAACUAUACAUUUUAAUUUAUUGUACAUAUAUGUUUAUUUUUAAUACCUAUUAGAUAAUUUAUAAUUUUCAUCAGGAAGUCAACCUUCAAAGGAAAAAUAUAUUCUUAGUAGAUCUCUCAAAAAAAGUUUGGCCACCCCUUAUUUAUGAAUUACCUUGGUGAUAUAAAUGAAAUCAAAAAACAAAAAAAUAAAUAAAUAGUAAAAUUUAGAACAGUUCUGAUAUCAUAUGUAUCCAUAAUAAUAGCAAAUUGAUGAUAAAUAAAAAUAAAGGUCUGUACGAAAGAAAAUUUUUAGAAAAUCAACCAAAAAGUUAGAAAUUUGGAUGGUAUUCAAGUUAUGGAAUUAUUAACAAAAUAUCGAUUCACUUUUAUGUACCUAUAAUAUCUAUGUAUAUAGUUUAAUAAUAGAGUAAUUAAUGUUGUAUUAAUAUAAAUUGUCGGUAAACACACACAUAAAGGCAUAAAAGAAACUCCUGCUGUCUGCACCAAUAUUAUAAAUAUGGUCACACUCUCCCACUGUCCAGCAUCCCCACUCCUCGAUAGGUUAGAUUAGGCUUCACUUCCUUUGAAAUCCACUUCCAUCAAAUUUUGAUUUUAAUAUACUUAAUAUUUAUGGUAUAAAAAUCAUGAACAAAUGUCACAACAGAACAAUUAUUUCUACUAAUUUAUUCCCAUUAAGUACUGACACAGUCAAAACCAAAAAGGAAUAUGGGUAAAAAAAAAUAAUAAAAAAUUAGCACAAUCAAUGACAGGAGGGACAGCUAGUAUAUUAUAUAUUAUACAUUUAUAUAUAUUUAACCAUAACUGUGAUUUAGCCCUAGCAGCAUGAGAGAUGCAAUUAUUUUUGGAGUAGAUAUCAGCCAUCCAUCUCAAGUUAAAGAAAAUAUUCCAUCGAUUGCUGCUGUGAGUAUAUUUCAACAAGUAGAAGAACUAGUUCAAAAUUAUUCAUUCAAGUUUUUAUGAAGUUUUAAUUUUAUUGUAUUAAAUAAUAUAAUAAAUUAUUUACUUACAGUCACCUUUUUUUAUUGGAGUAAUCAAAUAUAAAUUUAUUAGAAUUGGAUAAUUUGUUCAAUGUUAUCAUUAACAUUUAAAAUUUAAUUGUAUUAUAUUUAUUCUGGUUUAAACUCUACAAUAGUAAAGCUUUUGAGUUUAUUUUGUAGAAUGCUUAUAUGUUAAAAAUCUCAGAAGUUAAUAAGAAGAAUAACAUAUUGAUCUCGUUUCAGUGGGGAUGAUUAUUGACAUAUAAUAUCUUAGUAAAUUUAGUCUUAUUAUGACAUGUUGAAAUAACUAAUAAAUUUCUUUGUUUUUACUUGGUACAAUUUUCUCAUUAACAUAAAAGUAGUUUUGAUUUUUAGAUUCUUAGUGGAACAAAGAAGCUUAUGGUUUUACAACAAUGUUUAUUUAUAUUUUUUUUUAUGAACAACUUUUCUACCACAGAACUUGCUCGGAUUUUUAAGUGUAGUACCUUUUCUGUACGGGAAUCAGUGUGGGGAAGUACCUUAAAGAAGUCCGUUUUCCGAUUUUUUCUGGAGUUUUCUGAUCAAAUGUGAAAAACUAGUAAAAAACAUAGGAAAAACGGUACAACAUUAAACAAAUAUUAUUAAAAAAACAUGUAGAGCCUAUUUAAUUAUUUUAGUAUAAUGUGGCAUAUAUAUUGUUGAUAAAGUAUCACUAUCAACUGAAUUCUGCUCAGAAUUAUUUGUUCAUAAGCAAUGGUUUAUUGGUGCUUACAGAUAUAUAUUAAAUUACCUAUAACAGCGACUGCAACCAUCUCCAUAUUUUUAGAUUCUGAACUUUUGGUUAGUUUUACUUUAUUAUGUGUAGUUUUUUAAAAAUUACUUUCACUUUUUGUAACUAUGAACAUCUUUUCUGCAAGAAAACUUGUUCUAAAGACCUGAAGUAUAAACUAUAGUACCUUUACUGAAAACUAAUUUUCUCUUAUUAGUGUAUUGGGAGACACAUUUUCUGUUUUUUCAAGGGGUUUUUGAAAAAAUUGAGAGAAACCAGAAAGAAAACUAUAGGUAAAACUCAAAUAUUUAAAAUGUGCCACAGUAUUACAGUUUGCAUUGUUUUUAGUAUGUUAAUAUGAUGUUUCCUACCAGAAAUAUUGCUACAAUCCAAAAUUGACCAGAGAUCAAUUUCCUUUUAACACAUGAUAUAUAAAAUAUAAAUUUAAAAUUAAAAUUCAUAAUUACUCAUUACUUACUAGUUUAAUAAAUUCAAUACACACAAAUCUGUUCAGUGGGGCCAAUUAUCUUUUUGAAGAAAUAAUCAAUAAUAAAAAUAAUAAUAAUACUAAUUAUUAAUCAUUAUAAAUUUAUAUUUUAUAAUAUCUAACAUGUUAUGGAUAGAGAAAGAGAUGUUUUGAUAACCAAAGUAGUUUUCACAAAAAUUUGGAAAAUCAAAAAAUUAAAAUUAAUUAUUAUUUAUGGCAAUGUGGCUUCCUGAUUUAAUUAUUUUAAUUUUUGCAAACAAUUUUUUGUUAGUAUUUUUCAUAAUAAUUAAAAAAAUACCAUAAAAGAAGAAAAAUACAAAUUUUUGAAAUUAUGGCACAACAAUUUCUUUAUUUUAAAUUUGUAUGGCUGAUGUUUUAUAUCAUAAAUAUUGAUCUAAUAGAAAAACAUCAAAAGAGAAAUGUAUAUCUGAACUGUGUUUUGAAUCGUUUUUCGGUAUCAAUGGUUCAUUGUUGGUUACAGGUAUAAACUUAACUAUGUUUCCCAUCUUCCUCACUACCCACCUACAACAGUGAUCACACCCAUCCACAGUAUCAGUUUUUUUUUAUUUGGUUUUUUGGACAUGGAAAUUUUGGAAAAUAAAAAUUGUUUUCAUCAGGUUAAAUUAAAACCACAGUUCUAAAUUUGAUAAUUCCCAGUUCAAAGUUUGGAAUAACUAUCAAAUAGUUAUAACUUAAUACAAAAUUACUUAACUAGUGUUAAUUAUAUUUUUCUAUUGUAUCUCAGGUAGCAGCAAGUCAUGAUUUAUUUGGAAUCCAAUACAAUGUGGAAUGGCGCUUACUAAAGCCUAAUGAGGAGAUUAUACACGAUUUAGAAAACAUAGUUCACAAACAAUUGCUCAUGUAUAUGGAUAAGAACGGCAUUCCUCCAAAAAAAAUCCUUUAUUACAGGGAUGGUGUUGGUAAUGGACAGCUUCCAGAAUUGUUAAACUAUGAGAUGAUUGCUAUCAGACGUGCAUGUUUACGGUUAAAUAUGAAGUAUCAACCUCCUAUAACAUUUUUGGUUUUACAAAAACGAAAUGGUACUAGUAUGUUCCCCAUACAUCCAAUAGAUAAGAAUGGAAAAUCUCAAAGUUUUCCAUCUGGUACAAUUGUGCACACCCAGAUAACACAUCCUACAAAAGCGGAUUUCUACCUAUGUAGUCAAGUUAGUUAUUAAUUUUAAUUGUAGUUAUUAAUCAUGUUUUUACAAUUUUAAACUCAUAAAUUCUUCCAUUUUUAAAUUAUUUAUUAUAUUUAUAAAGGAUACAUCUAGACCAACCGGGUACCAUCUUAUUUGGGAUGAUAGCAAUUUCUCAGAAGAUGAAUUAGAACAACUUACUUUCUACUUGUGUUUUGUUUUGGCUCGAUGCACUCGCUCAAUUUCACGUCCAACACCGACAUACUACGCUCAUUUGGCUGCUAAUAGAGCACGCGUUUAUAUUGAAAAGUAAGUUAAUAUAGUUUAAAAUAUUAUUUUCUUAAAUAAUUUUGAAUGUUUUUUUUUUUCUUAAAGCAAAUAUAUAAAUCUCAAAAAUUUGGAGGAGGAACAGAAAAAAAUUCAACUAAAUGACUUAUUAUCUAUUGAAACUCCUAUGUUUUUUACUUAAUUAACACUUAU
Molecule: messenger RNA, 23668 nt
Organism: Cinara cedri
Lineage: Eukaryota; Metazoa; Arthropoda; Insecta; Hemiptera; Aphididae
Source: the annotation of a GenBank genome assembly